This is a messenger RNA of Pimephales promelas (fathead minnow), 1231 nucleotides long. It is a transcript of the gene cbx3a, whose product is annotated as chromobox 3a. The record is from RefSeq and is a predicted model, not a curated record. Lineage: Eukaryota; Metazoa; Chordata; Actinopteri; Cypriniformes; Leuciscidae. Gene Ontology annotation, cellular component: nucleus.
AAAAAAAAAAAAAAAACCCUCAUUGGACACACGUGACCAGUCGUAGGCGUGGCUUUACGUCCUCGCGUACGAUUCGGGCUGGCCUUCGUCGAGCCUCAGUCGAUUUCUCUUCUAUUGAUUUAUAGUGCACUAAGAGGGCAAACGUUUUUAAAGUUUGUGUCUCGUUAAAGUGCGAUACAUCGCCGCUGUAGUUUGCAGGUCGAGAAGCGUAAAGAUUUGUAAAUCACAUCUUGAUCCUUUUCCAUUGUGAGGGUCGACAUGGGCAAGAAGCAGGGAAGCAAAUCAAAGAAAGAUGUUCAAGAAGUGGAGGAGUUUGUGGUGGAGAAGGUGAUGGACCAGCGAGUGGUCAAUGGAAAAGUAGAGUUUUUCCUCAAGUGGAAAGGCUUCACAGAUGCUGACAAUACCUGGGAGCCUGAAGAAAAUUUAGAUUGUCCUGAACUGAUUUCUGCAUACCUGGAGGCUCAGAAAGGAGUGGUGGAGAAACCAGAAGCUGUGAAAAGAAAAUCAUCCACCGAUGAACCAGAAACCGAGGAGAGCAAGGCAAAGAGAAAGAAGGAAAUGUCUGACAAGCCAAGAGGGUUUGCAAGAAACCUUGAGCCAGAGAGGAUCAUUGGAGCGACUGACAGCAGUGGGGAGCUCAUGUUCCUCAUGAAGUGGAAGGACUCUGAUGAGGCGGACCUGGUGCCUGCACGAGAGGCUAACACCCGUUGCCCACAGAUAGUCAUCGCCUUUUAUGAGGAAAGACUAACUUGGCAUUCCUGUCCUGAGGAUGAGCAGCAGUAGCACCCCAAAUCGAAUUAAACCAUACGUUAGUGUCCUCCACCUGUACGGUAUUAGCAGAAGUGUUGAGAGUCUGAUGGUGGAGGAAUUUUAAAUGUAUUGAGAUUUGGUUGGAAGCUAUGUGCAUGACUGUAGUGAACCAAUGAAAAUAUGUGCAAAUGAGACGAGUGUUUUUAAAACUUGCUAUAUAGGAUGCUUUGACUGUUUUUUUGAACUUGGUGUUACAACAGUGCUGUUUUUCAUUAAUGCACUGGCUUGUUUUUUUUUGUUCUUUUUUCUUUCUCCACUCAUCUCAUGCUUUGUAAUCAUGUUCAUAGUUUCUUUUGGUUGUCAUUAUCGUUGUAGUUUUUCUUUUAAUUAUUGUUUACAUGAAUAAUGGAAGUGUUUAUGUAAAUGUUUGUGUAAAUAUUGCGUUUUUUAGUUCAAUAAAGGUCUAUAUGCCUGCUUUUAA